CAUCGUCACAUGGGGACACCUGUAUUACAUCCGGUACUAGUACUUACGUAAGAACUAACAACUGGCAGGUGUGGCGUCUCUAUGCGCUAUACAAUCAAUCCAAACACCUGCUGGGGCUGUUCUAGAAUUCUGACCUAUUGUUGCCCUCACCAUAUGGAUGGAUGUCAUUUUUUAUAGUCGACGGAAUGCGUUCUCGGGUGAUUUUUUACUUGGAUCGAUCGUUGGCUGCGAGUUGAUCCCGUUUCAUUGCAUAGUGAAAGAAGGGCCUUCCUUCAACUUGGGACAUAUGCCUGCGAUAUAUUUCACCAUCCCCAUCAUAUGCUAUGAAUACUUUUCUAGUUAUACUCGCAGCUGCCAUCCUUGUGAAGAACGGAAUGAAGCCUAAUACCUACUAUGUGUUCACGAUUGUUCGACAUCAUAUCAUACACUUCAUCCUGAAUUUGACAGCCCAAAUCUUCUUGGUGGCACUGCGGGCUAAUAUUCUGACGGUUACUAGUCUCACCGAGCUCUUCAGGGAUACACAUGCCAACAAGAACUGCGCACGUGUCAGCAGGAUUGUGUAUGUUGAACUUCGCCAUCACAGCACGAGACCUCGCGCUUACGAUUCUGGCAUCCCGGUUCCCAAAUCAGGUUCAAGUCAACUUCAGGGUCGAGCGAGAUCAGGGUCGAUUCUGUAUUUUCGUACUCUGUCUGAAAGUGCGGAAGGGCAUGAUUUGUUCCAGAGGUCCAAAUCCACUCAUGGCUCCACUACCCUCCCUCUCUCAGCGCCGCUCCGGCCCUGCUCUCCACUCACACCCCGAGGGGUGCGAUUAGUACGCUGUUCUCCUCCUCGGAGGCAUCAUGGCCAUGCCUUUCCAAGAGAUCACUUUGCCAUAAGGACGUCACAAUGUUAACGGCCUCCAGACUCUUCGCUUAUUUCGAGCCCAAGAAGUGGAGUUGACUGCUACCAGUGACGCAAGGUGACCCUUCAAGUUAACUCGUAAAGGUUGUGACUUGUGGCGUCCUAAUGAAAAUUGUACGACAUCGUACCGAGCUUGCGG
Messenger RNA from Suillus subaureus, 1040 nucleotides. RefSeq lists its product as uncharacterized. The transcript has 6 exons. NCBI's taxonomy places the organism in Eukaryota, Fungi, Basidiomycota, Agaricomycetes, Boletales, Suillaceae. The record is from RefSeq and is a predicted model, not a curated record. The coding region runs from base 324 to 893 and encodes 189 amino acids.